AUGUCCAUCCGCGAAGAAAUCUUCGAAUCUCUCCCAUACAUCGACCCCGAACCCACAGAAUCCCAACUCGCCGCCGCCCAGUCUCUCAUAACCGCCGAACUCCCACCAACCCAACCCCCGCACCCCUCCCUCCGCCCCUCCCCCGAACCAACAUUCUCACCCGCGAUAUCCUCCCUUCUCUUCCAACAAACAACCCCACCAACCCCCCUAACCGCAAUCGACCUAACCCGCUACGAAGAACAAGACCCCCUCCCGCCCAAUGCCCCCCUCGAUGCAGCCCUCACCUCCCUCUCCCGCGCCUACGCCUCAGCAGCCUACCUUUCCGGCCGCACCACCUCCCUCGACCUCCUAUCCUCCCACGGGAAAAACGCAUGGCUCGUCGCGAACUGGCAGCUCGAGUCGUACCUAACCAUCCUCGAGGCCGAGCUCGCGGCUGCUCGCGCCUCCGUCGAUAGGCUUGCGCUUGAAAGGAGGAGGGCGCAGGAUCACGUUGCGGCUGAGAUGGCGGGGUUGGAGGACGCGUGGAAGAAGGGCGUUGCGAAGACGCUGGAGACGGAGGUUGCUGUUGAGGAGGUGAAGAGGGAGAUUCGGGAGAGGAUGAGGGCGCGGGGGGAUGUGAUGAACACCGAGUGA
Molecule: messenger RNA, 633 nt
Organism: Scedosporium apiospermum
Lineage: Eukaryota; Fungi; Ascomycota; Sordariomycetes; Microascales; Microascaceae
Product: Bcas2 family protein
Exons: 2
Coding region: 1-633 (210 amino acids)
Biological process (GO): mRNA processing
Cellular component (GO): catalytic step 2 spliceosome; Prp19 complex; precatalytic spliceosome
Source: RefSeq, a predicted model, not a curated record